Messenger RNA from Blepharisma stoltei, 906 nucleotides. Lineage: Eukaryota; Ciliophora; Heterotrichea; Heterotrichida; Blepharismidae. The record is from the annotation of a GenBank genome assembly.
AUGGAGACAAAAAAGCGAGAGAUAAACUUAGACGGAUUAUCAUCCAACUUACUGAAUAUUAUUUUAGAGUUUUUAGACCAAGACGAAAUAUCUUUGCUAGGAGCUACUUGUAAGCGUUUAAAAUUAGUAUCUGAAACGGAGGCAAACCGCAGGAAAUUUAAUGAGCUGGUAUUUAUAAAAGGAAGCACUUGUGAAGUCCUUACUUUAAAUCUGGAUUCUCUGCUUACUACCAAGCACUAUGAUUUAUCACACAAACUUUUUUCUUUCGGAUCUGUCUAUAUACCCUGCAAUCAAUCAACAUUUUUCUAUGGAGGAUGAACAGGAACAGAAUAUAUAGGUGAAGCUUUUCUUAUUAGCAAAAAUAAAAAUAUAAUGCAACUGCCUUCAGGGCCGCCAGCUGGAAGGAUUAGUCUUACUUAUUAUAAGAACUAUAUUUAUGCUAUAGGAGGACAUGAGUCUUCAUUAUCUGUGAAAUACAAUCUUACGCUAAAUACAUGAGAAGAAUGUGCGCCGUUAAAUGCAAUAUCUAUGCUGCAGACUACUUGUGCGCUAAUUACGGACAAUAUUUUAAUUACUGGUUACUACUUUACUAAACUUAUGAAAUAUGAUAUUAAUAAUGAAUCACUUGAUUCUAUCAAAAAUCUCACUCUGAAUGGGCAUAUCUUCAAAAAUAUUUUUACAGUUAGAUGCUCAGUUUAUAUCAUUGAAGUCCGUGGAAAUACUUAUACAAACAGAAGCAGCGACCUCUCAAAUUGAGAAAUCAUUGGGACGAAUGAUUUGAAUAAUUACUCUGGUUUUUCUCACUCAGUGAGAUAUAAAGAUAAAGUCUAUUUCAUCCAAGCUAGACAAAAAUUGGUAGAAUUUAAUUUAAAAGAUAAAACAACAAAAGAAAUCAAAGAUUUAUAA